Molecule: messenger RNA, 3516 nt
Organism: Elgaria multicarinata webbii
Lineage: Eukaryota; Metazoa; Chordata; Lepidosauria; Squamata; Anguidae
Gene: DIAPH3
Product: diaphanous related formin 3
Exons: 27
Coding region: 199-3345 (1048 amino acids)
Biological process (GO): actin cytoskeleton organization; actin filament polymerization
Cellular component (GO): actin filament
Molecular function (GO): actin binding; small GTPase binding
Source: RefSeq, a predicted model, not a curated record
CACAUUAAGACACUGACAGAUGAUGUGUUUGAUAGAUUUUCCAGCAUAAGGAUUCCAGGCAGCAAAAAAGAGAGACCAGUGCUACCAAAUCUGAAACAAUCACAUUCCUCAACUAGUGAUUGGCCUACCUCUGCAGAUGCAGAUGACUUCAUCCCUACACCUUUGUCAGACAGGGAGGUCCUUGCAUUAUUUGAAAAAAUGAUGGAAGAUAUGAAUUUAAAUGAAGAUCGAAAGGCUCCAUUGAGAGAAAAGGAUUUCAGUACGAAAAAAGAGAUGGUUAUACAAUAUAUUAGUUCCGCUUCUAAAGUGGGAAGCCUCAAGCGUAGCAGACAGAUUUCACCACAAGAGUUUAUAUAUGAACUGAAAUCUGGAACAGCAGAUGAAAAACUUGUCAGCUGCUUAGAAUCCCUUCGAGUUUCAUUAACCAGUAACCCUGUCAGUUGGGUGGAGAACUUUGGACAUGAAGGACUUGGCUUAUUAUUGGAUAUUUUGGAAGGACUGGUCGAAACAAAACUACAGGACAAAAUUCUGAAGAAGGUACAGCAUAAAAUCAUACAGUGCUUGAAGGCUUUCAUGAAUAACAAGUAUGGUUUGGAUAGAAUAAUGGGUGAACAGAGAAGCUUUUCAUUACUGGCCAAAGCAAUUGAUCCCAAACAAAUCAACAUGAUGACAGAUAUAGUUAAGCUUCUUUCUGCAAUAUGUAUUGUUGGAGAGGAAAACAUCCUUGAAAAGAUUUUGGAAGCUUUGACUACAGCAGCAGAAGAGAGGAACAUUGACAGAUUUUGUCCCAUUGUGGAAGGUCUUCAGGGGAAUUCAGUCCAUUUGCAAAUAGCCUGCAUGCAGCUCAUCAAUGCCCUAGUUACAUCUCCUGAUGAUCUGGACUUCAGACUCCACAUUAGAAAUGAAUUUAUGCGCUGUGGAUUGAAAGAGCAAUUGCCACAAUUGAAAUGCAUAAAGAAUGAUGCUCUAGAUAUCCAGCUCAAAGUGUUCAGUGAGCAUAAAGAAGAAGAUAUGAUUGAAUUUUCUCACCGUUUAGAAGAUAUCAAAUCAGAGUUAGAUGAAGCCAAUGAUGUUUACAAUGUAGUGUGGAACACUGUUAAGGACACAAGUGCAGAAGGCUAUUUCCUUUCUAUACUUCAGCAUCUCUUGCUAAUACGAAAUGACUAUUUUAUACGGCCUCUGUAUUUCAAGUUAAUUGAGGAGUGUGUUUCACAGAUAGUCUUACAUCGAAGUGGAGUAGACCCAGAUUUUAGUUAUCGUAAAAGAGUGGAUGUAGACUUCAGUCAUUUAAUGGAUAUCUGUAUUGAGCAAAAGAAAAUGGAAGAACUUGAACAGAGAGCUUCAGAAUUUUCACAAAAGUUUGAAAAUGAAUUUGUAGCUCAUCAGGAGACAAAGGCACAACUUCAGAAAAUUGAAAUAGAACGCAAGAAUGGCUCAGUAUCAAAUGGGUUAGGUGCCGCUCCACUCCCAUCAGCUGCUGCAGCAUCUGGUUUAUUACCACCACCACCACCACCUCUCAAUGGAGCGCCGCCACCACCCCCACCGCCCCCAUUACCACCUUCAUUUAUGAAUGGUUCAGGAAAGCCUCCUCCUUUUGGUGUUCCUCCGCCUCCUCCACUACAGACGUUGCCUGGAGCUCCUCCUCCUCCUCUUGUGCUGCCCUUUGGAUUAAAGCCUAAAAAAGAGUUUAAACCUGAGGUCACUAUGAAAAGACUCAACUGGUCAAAGAUUGCACCACAUGAAAUGAAUGAGACCUGUUUCUGGAUAAGGGCAAAUGAUGGCAAGUAUGAGAAUGCUGAUCUGCUAUGCAAGCUGGAGCUUACAUUUUGUUGUCAAAAACAUGUAAAAAAAGAUGAAGGUUUUGAAGAGAAGAAAUCUGUUAAAAAGCGAAUCAAAGAACUCAAAAUUUUGGAUCCAAAGAUUGCCCAAAACCUUUCUAUUUUUCUAGGUUCUUUUCGGGUGCCUUAUGAAGACAUAAAAAUGAUGAUACUGGAAAUAGAUGAAGCCCAGCUGUCAGAGUCCAUGGUUCAGAAUUUAAUAAAGCACCUUCCUGAACAAAAACAACUCAAUGAAUUGUCCAAUUUAAGGAGUGAGUACAAGAACUUGUCUGAACCAGAGCAGUUUGCUGUUGUGAUGAGCAAUGUAAAGAGAUUGAAGCCACGGUUGAAUGCAAUACUUUUUAAGCUUCAGUUUGAGGAACAGGUGAGCAACAUCAAACCUGACAUCAUGGCUGUCAGCGCUGCCUGUGAAGAGAUACAGAAGAGCAGGAGCUUCAGUCAGCUUCUGGAACUGGUGUUGCUAAUGGGAAACUACAUGAAUGCAGGAUCUCGAAAUGCACAGACGUUUGGAUUUAACCUCAGCUCUUUAUGUAAAUUAAAAGAUACCAAAUCAGCUGAUCAGAAGAUAACUUUGCUUCAUUUUCUGGUUGAACUAUGUGAAGAAAAAUAUCCCAGUCUCCUGAGCUUUGUUGAAGACUUGCAACACUUGGAUAAAGCAAGUAGAGUUUCUGCAGAAAGCUUGGAGAAGAGCCUAAAGCAGAUGGAAAGGCAGCUUAAGCAACUUGAGAAGGAUUUGGAGACCUUUCCCCUUUCUGAGGAUAUUCAUGACAAAUUUGUGACAAAGAUGGCCACCUUUGUAGUUCAAGCAAAAGAGCACUUUCAGAAACUUUCUAGGAUGCAUGACAAUAUGGAAAAACUGUAUCGGAACAUGAUGGAAUUUUAUGCUAUCGAUUUGAAGAAGGUUUCAGUGGAAGAAUUUCUAACUGAUGUGAACAACUUCAGAACAAUGUUCAUGCAAGCAGCAAAGGAUAAUAUGAGAAGAAAAGAAGCAGAAGAAAAGCAGAGACGUGCUAGAAUAGCUAAAGAAAAAGCAGAAAAAGAAAAACUAGAAAGACAACAGAAGAAAAAACAGUUGCUUGAAAUUAAAACAGAAAGUGAUGAGACAGGAGUGAUGGAUAGCCUACUGGAGGCUUUGCAGUCAGGUGCUGCUUUCCGAGACCGAAGAAAGCGGACAACGAGGUUUAAAGAUGUGCCACAGAAUCUCAGCCCAACCUCUGAGAGGCCUGUUUUGAAAGCUUGUAACCAUGAAAACCAGAAAGCACCAACAGAAAAUUUACACUCGCACCACAACAUGAUUGCAGUGUCAUCAAGGAAUCCUGUGAGCAAGGAGCUUAAUCAUGAGAUGGGAACUAAUUCAUCUGCAGAAAAAAAGAAAGCUCUUUGGAAGAAGGAUGUCAGCAAUGGAGGCAGCAGCAGAGGGAAGGACACAGAGCUUGCCGGCUUUGUUUCUAAAGGAGAAUCAAUACCUGAAGUGGAGGCUUUGCUAGCAAGAUUACGAGCCCUGUAAAUUAUUCCACUAGUUAAGCAAAUACCGAGAGUUCCAAGAAAAAAGGGUUUUAUGAUCUUCAUCAGACUGAACUUCAGAAUGCAGCUGGAAUUAAUCUCCACAUCAGAAAUACCUGCAAAUAGAAAAUUAACACAUUUGUAACUUUCAGGGAGAAGCAUCCAUGAGAUGUUA